AUUCGUUUACUCAUCUCAAAGAGACACAGAGAAAGAGAGAAAGAGAGAGAGAGAAGAUCUCAAUCAAUAUAUAUGAUCUAGACUGUUUCAGUAUCUGGGCAUGUCAUGUUCGUCAUCGAUUUUUGUAGCCAUUUGGUGUUGCUAUGAUCAAGAAUUUCCUAUUUUUCAUCGGCCUAGUUUAAUUGGAGGAGUUGCAGAAAAGUGUAUAAUUCCGACCAAUAAUUAACAUAUUACGACACAGAGGCAAGUGUUUUCUGUCUUGUUUCAAACUGUGAUCUUAAAUAAUCCAGUGUGUGGAAGGUAAUAAUGAGGAUGGAAGAAGAGAGACACGUCUCAGAAUGUUCCAAGACAAGUCCUUCCAACGAAGAAGGGUUUGAAGAAAGUGAAGAGGAGAAUGAAGGUGAGAGUAAGCAGAACAACAAUGGAGGAAGCUCAAGCAACAGCACUGUGGAAGAGAACGAGAAGAAAUCAACAGUGAGACCUUAUGUUAGAUCCAAAUUGCCUCGGCUACGUUGGACACCUGAUCUUCAUCUUCGCUUUGUUCAUGCUGUUCAAAGACUUGGAGGACAAGAGAGAGCAACCCCAAAGUUGGUUCUUCAGUUGAUGAAUAUCAAAGGAUUAAGUAUUGCUCAUGUCAAGAGUCAUUUACAGAUGUACAGGAGCAAGAAGGUGGAGACAAAUCAAGUAUUGGGUGAUCCUAGGCUCCUUGUAGAAACUGGAGACAGAAACGUUUACAAUCUCAGCCAAAUUCCCAUGCUUCAAGGCUACAAUAUUCCAAGCCAAACAAGAUAUGGAUAUGGGGAUGCUUCUCUUGCUAUCUAUGAAAACAUGGUGAAAACCUGCAUGAAUAGGAGUUCAGCAGAUGAAUCUGGACCAGAAUUUUGUGGCACCAGAUUCACUGAGAGAACUCAUGGAACCAAUAGUAACAUCAAUUGGAGUCAUAAUCUGCCACAAGUUGAUUGUUCAAGUUUUAACGAACACGAACCAAAACAUAAGUUCUUGUUUGGUGGCAAUGAAUCCUUAUGCAGACCACAUCAAAUGCAGCCAAGUGCACAAGAACUCAUGCCAAACAAUGACAUGGCUUCAAAUCUGGUGGAACUAAAGAGCUUAAAAAGGAAGGUUUCAGAUACUGACAUUGAUUUGAAUCUGUCACUUAAAUUAAGUUCAAGGGUUGAGAAGCAUGGAAGCAUGGUGGAGCAUGAAGUUGAUAGCAACCUAUCACUGUCUUUGUGUUCUCAAUCCUCUUCCUCUUGGUUGAGAAAAUCAUCACAAGAUCAUUCUAAGGAGCAAGGGGAAAGAACCAGAACAUUGGAUCUCACUAUAUGAAUGAGACAAAACUCUAAGUGAGAUUCUAAGGUACCUGUCAGAAAUUAUGCAUAUUGUAACCAAUUAUUACAUAUUUUAUCUGACACAAAUAACAGUUUGUCUAAUAAACAGUGGUGCUGAGAAUCAUCAUCAUCUCAAAACCAGUGUUGGUUCUACACUUGUUUAGUCAUAGAAAUGCUAAAAGAUGGAGAAAGUUUCAGUACAACUAAAUCAUUCAAGAAAAACAAAGUUGUUUCUGUGCACCUCAUAGAUCAAUAAUGUGUAAGAGAUGUUUAUGUUUU
Messenger RNA from Vigna unguiculata (cowpea), 1607 nucleotides. RefSeq lists its product as uncharacterized. Gene Ontology annotation, molecular function: DNA-binding transcription factor activity; DNA binding. The record is from RefSeq and is a predicted model, not a curated record. Lineage: Eukaryota; Viridiplantae; Streptophyta; Magnoliopsida; Fabales; Fabaceae.